UUUGGUCACUCAUCGUGAAGAGAAUCUGGCAGUCUUGGAUUAAAGAUGGACGAUUUGUUUUGAAGGAAAGAAGCAGCAGCAGCAAAGAUGCCACUGCGAAUACUGUGGCCAGUCAUUUGUAAAUUUGACUGCUUGUUGGCGUUUGCUUGACGGCAUUUCAAUGGUAAGCCCAUGGCACAUAGGCGAAACCAUAUACCUCGGGACAGAUAUCACAGGGAGUACGAUUCACACAGCAGCGACUCAGAUUAUUCAGAAACCGAUGAACGCAAGAAGACUUGCAUAAAGAAAUCAAGCUCCCUCGGUCCUCCUCGCUCCAAGCCGUGCCUGGUCAACCGCACCCGCUCACAAAGUUUGGACAACACCAGCAGUAACGAAGACUGCCCGUCGUGCGAAGUACGUGCCAGCACCAGCAUGUACUCCAGAACCCGUCCGCACAAUCUAGAUUUACCGCAGCACUUGCUUCAACAGAACGGGCCAGACUAUCCCAUGGAUGGGGCCGCAGCGAUGCAAGCCUCACCGAAGCUGAACUGUAGCAGCCCACGGCCCGUGGAGCGCCUGACCUUGGUGGUGGAUGAGACGAGGUUUGUCGUGGAUCCAGAACUGUUCCGGCAGCGGCCAGAGACAAUGUUGGGAAGAAUGUUCACAACGUCUUUGGAAAACAAUUUUACUCGACCCAAUGAAAGAGGAGAGUUUGAGGUUGCUGAUGGCAUCACAGCCACUGUUUUCCGUGCCAUUUUGGAUUACUACAAGACCGGUGUGGUCCGGUGCCCUCCCUCCGUGCCGGUCCAUGAGCUGAGAGAAGCUUGCGACUACCUCCUUGUGCCCUUUGAUGCCUCCACCGUGAGGUGCCAGAAUCUCCGUGGGUUGCUGCACGAGCUGUCCAACGAAGGCGCUCGCAAACAGUUCCUGGAGUACCUCGAAGACUUGUUGUUGCCUCAGAUGGUCCUCUGUGCUCAGCGAGGUGACCGGGAGUGCCAUAUCGUGGUGCUCACGGAUGAUGAUAUUAUUGACUGGGAUGAGGACUACCCACCACAGAUGGGGGAGGAGUAUUCACAGAUUGUGAACAGUACCUGUCUGUACAGGUUCUUCCGCUACAUUGAGAACCGCGACGUUGCCAAGCAAGUUCUGAAGGAAAGGGGCCUGAAGAAGAUCCGUCUGGGAAUAGAAGGGUACCCGACGUACAAGGAGAAAGUGAAGAAACGGCCUGGCGGUAGAGCUGAAGUGAUCUACAACUACGUCCAGAGGCCUUUCAUCCGCAUGUCCUGGGAGAAGGAAGAGAACAAGAGCAGGCAUGUGGACUUUCAGUGCGUCAAGUCGAAAUCCAUAACGAAUCUGGCUGCUGCCGCUGACGAAGCCUCUUUCCACCAUCACGACCAAGGCAUUUUGCAACAGGCCCAGGAUGGAACCAUCAACGUGAUCCCCCCACAGCCUUCACCCUCGGAGCCUUAUCCCGAUGUCCAACUUCCUCCGGAGGCUCUCGACUAGGCGCACGCCUAGUUGAGGCCGUGUAUUUCCCCGAUGUGUGGGCCUCAGUUCUUGCAAAGAUUUGUUUUGAAGGCUGGGUUUUAUUUUUUUGUUUGUGAGAGCGAGAGAGGAAGUUUUGGGUGGUCACAGAGGCAUGGAAUAGGGCAUACCGUAUGUGUGAGAGGUUCUGCUGGAAUGGAAUAAGGUAUAUAUGUGUGAGAGGUUCUGCUGGAAUGGAAUAAGGUAUAUAUAUAUGUGUGAGAGGUUCUUCUUGAAUGGAAUAAGGUAUAUAUGUGUGAGAGGUUCUUCUUGAAUGGAAUAAGGUAUAUAUGUGUGAGAGGUUCUUCUUGAAUGGAAUAAGGUAUAUAUGUGUGAGAGGUUCUGCUGGAAUGGAAUAAGGUAUAUAUGUGUGAGAGGUUCUGCUUGAAUGGAAUAAGGUAUAUAUGUGUGAGAGGUUCUGCUUGAAUGGAAUAAGGUAUAUAUAUAUGUGUGUGAGAGAUGGUGCUUGAAUAGAGUAGGGCGUUUGUGGAAGAGGUGCUGCGUGAAUGAUAGGUGAACUGUUGAUGAGGGGAUGGUCAGGGUAUUUGUUGCCUGACGGUAGAUGUUUUCUGUGUGCUGAGUAUUGAACGGUUGUGCGUUAAAAAGUCUGUAGUUUGCUAAUGAGUGCACUCACACUCACUGAGAGUGUUGAGCUGGGAGAUGUUUUCUGUGUGCCUAGUGGUGAACGGCCGUGUGUUACAAGGUCUUUAGUGUGCUAAUGAGUACACACACCCGCUGACAGUGGUGAGGAGGAAGAUAUUUUCAGUGUGCUGAGUUGUGAGCAGUCGUGUGUGAAAAGGAGGUCUGUAGUAGUAGUAUGCUAAUGAGUACACACACACACAGGCUGGUAGUGUUGGGCAUGAAGUAAGUCAGUCUGGGAACACACAUUUUGCCAGAGAUAUAGUGAAGAAAACCUUGUCUGACUCUGAUGUCCAAAGCCUUAUAGAGUUUGGGAGUUAGUUGAGCAAAUCGUUUGUUACAGUUGUUGGAUCAGAUCGUGUUGAAUCGUGUAGGAAAAUAUUUGUGCGUGUGCCUGCGACUGGGUUACUUCUCGUCAACAAGGUCGCUGUGUCCGUGCAGACGUCUCACCUCAGGCAAACCUGCUGCAUUUGCAAUUUUUGUCAAACGAUGAUGUAUUGUGUCCUUUUUUUUUUCUUUUUUGAAAUUGUUGUUGAGCAAAUAAAUCAAUGUGUGAGUUGAGAGAAGCGACUGUGA
Messenger RNA from Aplysia californica (California sea hare), 2718 nucleotides. Its product is annotated as BTB/POZ domain-containing protein 10. Gene Ontology annotation, biological process: positive regulation of phosphorylation. Gene Ontology annotation, molecular function: protein binding. Lineage: Eukaryota; Metazoa; Mollusca; Gastropoda; Aplysiida; Aplysiidae. The transcript is spliced from 11 exons. The record is from RefSeq and is a predicted model, not a curated record. Gene Ontology annotation, cellular component: cytoplasm. The coding region runs from base 172 to 1485 and encodes 437 amino acids.